Messenger RNA from Carlito syrichta (Philippine tarsier), 1373 nucleotides. It is a transcript of the gene SETD4, whose product is annotated as SET domain containing 4. Gene Ontology annotation, molecular function: transcription coactivator activity; histone H3K36 methyltransferase activity; protein binding. The transcript is spliced from 10 exons. The record is from RefSeq and is a predicted model, not a curated record. The coding region runs from base 23 to 1345 and encodes 440 amino acids. Gene Ontology annotation, biological process: peptidyl-lysine trimethylation; positive regulation of transcription by RNA polymerase II; peptidyl-lysine dimethylation. NCBI's taxonomy places the organism in Eukaryota, Metazoa, Chordata, Mammalia, Primates, Tarsiidae.
ACACAGCAACUACGGUUUUAGUAUGCAGAAGGGAAGAGGGAGAACAAGCCGGGUCAGAAGACGAAAACUCUCUAGAGGCUCUGAAUCAAGAGGAGUGAAUGAAAGCUACAAGUCUGAAUUUAUCGAACUAAAAAAGUGGCUGAAAGAUAGGAAGUUUAAAGAUACAAACCUGGCACCUGCUCUUUUUCCAGGUACAGGAAGAGGGCUGAUGAGCAAAAUAUCCCUGCAGGAGGGACAGAUGAUUAUUUCGUUACCUGAGAGUUGCCUACUUACCACGGAUGCUGUGAUUGGAAGCUACUUAGGGGCAUACAUUACUAAGUGGAAGCCUCCUCCAUCUCCUCUGCUGGUCCUGUGUACCUUUUUAGUUUCGGAAAAGCAUGCUGGAGACCAGUCGCCCUGGAAGCCUUACCUGGAGAUUUUACCCAAGGUCUACACCUGCCCUGUUUGUUUGGAACCGGAAGUGGUAAACCUUCUUCCUGAACCUUUAAAAGGAAAGGCUGAAGAGCAGAGAGCCCACGUGCAGGAGUUCUUUGCUUCCUCCAGAGACUUUUUCUCUUCCCUGCAGCCUCUGUUUGUGGAGGCUGUUGACAGCAUCUUUAGCUACAGUGCCCUCCUGUGGGCCUGGUGUACCGUUAACACCAGAGCUGUGUACCUGAGGCAGAGGCAGCAGGAAUGCCUUUCUGUAGAGCUGGAUACCUGUGCGCUCGCUCCAUAUCUGGAUCUGCUGAAUCAUAGCCCAGAUGCCCAGGUAAAGGCAGCAUUUAAUGAGGAAACUCGCUGUUAUGAAAUUAGAACAACUUCAAGUUGGAGAAAACAUGAAGAGGUGUUCAUCUGCUACGGUCCCCAUGACAACCAAAAGCUGCUCCUGGAGUAUGGAUUUGUCUCCAUCCGGAAUCCUCAUGCUUGUGUUUAUGUCCCAAGAGACAUACUUGUUAAAUAUCUUCCAUCAACAGAUAAGCAGAUGAACAAAAAGAUUUCUAUUUUAAAGGAUCAUGGCUUUAUAGAAAAUUUGACAUUUGGAUGGGAUGGGCCAUCUUGGAGAUUACUCACAGCUCUUAAGUUGUUAUGUCUGGAAGCUGAAAAAUUUAAAUGCUGGAAAAAAGUACUUCUUGGGGAAGUAAUUUCAGAUUCAAAUGAGAAGACAAGUUUGGACAUAGCCCAGAAAAUAUGCUAUUAUUUCACAGAGGAAACUAAUGCUAUGCUCCAAAAGGUUUCUCAUAUGAAGGAUGAAAAAGUGUCUUUGAUAAACCAACUGACUUUGGUGGAUACCCUGUGGACAGAAGAGCUCAAGAUUCUCCAGGCAUCUGCUGGGAUCCUGUGCAGUUUGCAGGCAGCUCUUCCCUGACCUCAGCCCAGUGCAUUGAUCACCUCCU